AUGCACAAUGUGGUGUCCCAGGGCUGUCAUAGAGAUUUCCUCCGGGGACGUUGCAGUCUCUCUUUUAAUGUGAUCCUUGAUGUGGCUUUGUUUCCAGGUGCCAAUGCAGCAGUGAGAUGUGAGAGAGUUCCUGCAGCAGCCUUAGGUGAAGAUGUGACCCUGAAAUGUAACUUUAUACCCUCUUUGGAUGUUUUACAAGUCACCUGGCAGAAGUUGGAAGGCUCUUCAUUCAAAAACAUAGCUACCUAUAGCAAGGCACAUGGAACUAAAUUCAUAGGGCCUUUCAAUAAGAGAAUUUGUUUCAAUGAUACAAGUCUGAAAGCAUCAUCCAUCACUCUUCGUGGCGUGACAUUGGAGGAUGAAACAUGUUAUAAGUGCAUCUUCAACGCAUUUCCACACGGCUCCUUCAGCAGAGAAACUUGCCUCAUUGUACAAUCGAUUUCUGCAGUAAGAACUGAACUCCAUUCAAAUGCCAGCAGCCCGGAGCUCCUGACUGCAGUCUGCUCAGCUACAGCAAAACCUGCCCCAGAAAUCACAUGGAAGCCUGAGGGCUUCCUGAUUGGCCAGCCUGAGAUACAUGGAGUUAAGCAUGCAAAUGGCACAGUAACUGUGACAAGCAAGUGUAACAUCUCUGUGAGGCUCCUGCGACUGAAGAACCUCCAGGCUUUGACAUGUGUAAUAAACCACCCUAUGGGAAGGAAAGAGAAGAUAAUUGGCCCACUAGAAGAAUAUGAAGCAUCUGAUGAGGAGAGCAGAAUAUAUAUCUGGCCAGGGCUUUUCGCAAUUUCUUUGACUGCCAUAGGAGUCACCAUCCUCAUCUUGACAUACAAGAAAAGCAAAGGGAAUAAACCAACGAGUAGCAGCAUGCCCUGCACUCCUGCGGAGAAAAAGAAUUUGAACCAAGAUGGAGGAGACAGACACCAGUACCAGCCAACACCUAAGAGCCAGCAGAGUGUUUUCUACCAAAAUGAGCGGCAAACCCCAGGAAGUUCUCAGCGCAAAAGAAAAUUCUUUUCAAAACAAUUGUUUUCAAAGAAGAAUCAAAGAGAUACACGGGUACCCAGAUCAAUAUUUUCAGAAGGAAAAGAAAAGAACGAGGAAGGCAAUCUGAAUCAUUCAUUUAUGGAAGGGAUUGAAGAGAUUGAUGACUCGGUUUUUAAAAAUUAGAGAAAAGGUAAACUUUCAUUGCUGCAAAUGAAAAAGCAGAGAAACCAAUGUCACUAACUCAGCAUUCAAACCAGCCCCAAAGGAGAACUUUUUCAAAGCAUUGUGCAGUACCUUUGGGAGAGGAGCUAUUUACAACAUGACUUUGACACAAAAAGAGCUAUAAAUAGGGGGAGGGGGAAGUUGUGGUGGCUUCAUUUCCCCCUCCCCUCCAUUUAUGGUAUGUAAAAGGUAUGUGUCUCUUUCAGAGAAUCCAUUUGACCUGAGACUUGGAGACGGAAAACAUGCAGGUGAACAAAAUCAGGUCACAUGCUUUCCUUCUCACUCCUCCCCCCCGCAAGGAAAAGCUGCGGCUAGAGCUGUGUGAAUAAUGGAUUUCUCGGUUUGCCGGCAAUUCCAAAAAAUUGAAAAAACAUUUAUUUGGGUCGAACUGAAAAAUUUGUUUCAUUUUUGGUUCUAACGAAAUGUUUUGGCUGAGCACUUCAACAUUUAAUUUUUUAAAUCGCGUUUAAAGUAAAUUUUGAAACAAAAAGUUUUUUCAAUUGGAGACCUCAGAAUGUUUCAGUUUUCAGAAACCAUUUUUUUACUUUUUUUCCCCAAUGAAAACAGUUCAGCAAAAUUGAUGCAAUUUCACCAAAAGUUUUGGUGUCACUGAAUAUUCAUUUUUUUUGCCAAAGAUAAAGUUUCAGUUGAAAAGUUUCACCCAUCUCUAGCUGUGACACCCGUUUUAUGGAAAUUUACAUUUAAAAGUAAUUAUUUCCCCUUUUACACUCUUUUUAAUCUUCAAUUUACUUGGUUUCUGUUACAUCAGGCAGACGCAAAAAUGUAAUGGGGUUUCAUUGUUGCUAUAUUGAACUCAGUUUAAAAAAAAAAAAUCCUGUCUCUUAGAGUUCAUUCACAACUAGAACACCUCUCCAAGGCUGUCCUCUCUCUUUUCCAAGGUAGAGGAGCUGUGGCCAGAUUAAGAGAAAAGAAAAAGAGAUAGCCUUUGUUAGAUGAGUGGAGAGGAAUACAGAGAAGAGUUCAUUUGGAGCAAAUAGCGGGAGUUCUAGGUAGAUUAGACUAACAUUGGAUAGAAAAGCAGAGAGACCAUUUUAGUACUUAUUAUGUCAGAUGAAUACAAUGUAGAGAAAUUGUAAAAUGCAGUGUUUAAUUCCCCCUAAAUCCUUGUAAACUUUGUCCUCUGCUUUAAUUUCAGUGAUUUUUCUUUUUACAUGUGUACUGGGCUACUUAGCCAACAGCAUCCAUUUUACUGCCAGAGAAUAAAAAAUUUGCUCUUACA
Molecule: messenger RNA, 2446 nt
Organism: Trachemys scripta elegans
Lineage: Eukaryota; Metazoa; Chordata; Testudines; Emydidae
Product: OX-2 membrane glycoprotein-like
Exons: 5
Coding region: 1-1167 (388 amino acids)
Molecular function (GO): cell-cell adhesion mediator activity
Source: RefSeq, a predicted model, not a curated record